This is a messenger RNA of Liolophura sinensis, 10570 nucleotides long. RefSeq names its product hemocyanin 2-like. The transcript has 9 exons. Gene Ontology annotation, molecular function: oxidoreductase activity. NCBI's taxonomy places the organism in Eukaryota, Metazoa, Mollusca, Polyplacophora, Chitonida, Chitonidae. The coding region runs from base 154 to 10221 and encodes 3355 amino acids. The record is from RefSeq and is a predicted model, not a curated record.
CUGGCAGGUGCCAAUAUUCGAAAAUCCGUGGACUCCCUCACAGCGGACGAAGUUAUCAGUCUAAGGGUGGCAUUGAGUGGAGUGCAGGCCGAUGAAGGGUCAGAAGGGUUUCAGGCUAUAGCCGCCUACCACGGCGCUCCGGCCGGCUGUGAGAUGGAAGACGGCACCAAGAUCGCCUGCUGCAUCCAUGGAAUGCCCGUGUUUCCUCACUGGCACAGGCUAUACGUUGCGCAAAUCGAACAAUCUCUUGUCAAACAUGGUUCUAGCAUUGGGGUUCCCUACUGGGACUGGUCAAAGCCAAUUUCGGAUUUGCCUGACAUAGUUCGAGAACCACUGUUUAUCAACCCAGCUGAAGGCAAAGCGCAAAAGAACCCGUUCUAUGAGGGACACAUCGACUCAGAGAACACCUACACCGCAAGGGCAGUGGAUGAACGACUCUUCGAGAAACCAGACGCUGGUAAGUUCACUCCCUUGAUGGAAGGAAUUCUUCUGGCUCUGGAACAAGAAGACUUCUGUGACUUUGAGGUUCAGUUUGAAGUUGCCCACAACGCUAUUCACUACAUGGUUGGUGGUCCAUAUAACUUUGGUAUGUCAACUCUCGAUUAUACCUCUUAUGACCCAAUCUUCUUCCUGCACCAUUCCAUGGUUGAUCGGCUUUUUGCGAUCUGGCAGGCCCUACAAAAGCAGAGGAACAAGCCAUCUGACCACAGCAACUGUGCUAUACAGGACAUGAAACGUUCGAUGAGACCAUUCAACUUUGACACAAAUCCGUACCAACUGACUCAAUCCAAUGCAGCCCCCGACAAUGUCUGGAACUUUAACGUCUUGGAUUAUGACUACGAUACGCUAGAGUUGAACGGAAUGAAUAUUGAGCAACUCAACAAACUUCUCAGUGACAGAAAGGCGGAAGCUAGAGUGUUUGCUGCGUUCAGGCUAAGCGGAAUUGGCACCUCUGCUGAUGUGAAAAUGUACGUCUGUAUUCCCAGUGGUGAUGCUAAGCGCGAAGAUGACUGUUCUCACUACGCUGGCCGAUUCUUCAUUCUGGGUGGACCCAUAGAGAUGCCAUGGUCAUUUGACCGUCACUACCUCCAAGACAUCACGAAAGCCGUCGAUGAUGCGAACUUACCGUACGACGGAAAUUACUACGUCAGUAUCAAGGUGUCGGCUGUCAACGGAACAAGUAUCCCCAGCAGUGUCCUUUACAAACCGCAAGUGGUUUACCAACCGGCAAAGCAAUUUGUUGACGUUACCCCACCCAAGGGUGAUCCUGCUGCCUUGGCUGUUCGCAAAGACGUAAGUCGUCUCACUCCCACCGAGGUGUACAACCUCCGCGAAGCUAUGUCCCGCUUCGCAAAAGAUAAAUCCGUCGCAGGAUUCGAGGCUACAGCUGAGUACCACGGCUUACCAGCUCGUUGUCCACGCCCAGAUGCUAAAGAGAGAUUCGCUUGCUGCGUCCACGGAAUGGCCACGUUUGUCCACUGGCACAGGCUUUACGUUGUUCAAGUUGAAGAUGCUAUUCGCAGACGAGGUUCAGGUGUUGGCGUCCCAUACUGGGAUUGGACAGAGCCGAUAGAAGCCUUACCAGCUCUGGCAGGAGAAGCGACAUAUUUAGACACUAAGACGAACGAGAGAUUGCCAAAUCCCUUCUUCAAAGGCCAGAUACCAAUGGUUGGCUCCGAAACAUCCCGUGAUGUACAAGAUGGACUGUUUGAAAAACCAGCGUUCGGCGAGCACACAUCCCUAGAUGAAGAGGUCAUGUAUGCAUUAGAACAGGAUCACUUCUGUGAUUUUGCAGUUCAGUUUGAAAUCGCUCAUAACAGAAUACAUGCCCUAGUAGGAGGGAGUCAACGCUAUUCUAUGUCAUCGUUACAUUUCACUUCAUACGAUCCGCUCUUUUUUCUGCAUCAUUCAAACGUGGACAGAUUAUGGGCCAUUUGGCAACAACUGCAAAUUUUACGAGGUAAACCUUUCAAAGCCUAUUGCGCCAAUUCCGAUGUUCAUAUGUCCUUGAAACCUUUCGGUUUUCCCGCCCCACUCAACUCAAACCCCAAGACGUUUGAACAUGCUGUCCCUACCAACAUAUACGACUACGAGAAUGAGCUGGAUUACACCUACGACACCCUUCAGUACCACGGUAUGACCAUGGAACAACUCAACAUUUAUCUGCGGCGAAGAGGUCAGAAAGACCGUGUCUUCGCGGGUUGCAAUCUUAAGGGUAUUCGUACGUCGGCUAUGGUUGACUUUCAAAUUUGCAAGCAAGACGGAACUUGUGGGGAAAGUGCUGGACAUUUUGCUGUUCUAGGUGGACCAUUUGAGAUGGACUGGCGAUACGACCGCCCAUAUAAGCAUGAAAUCACAAAGGCCCUUUCCGCUCUGGGACUGACUAAGGAGGAUGUCUUCUCCAUUCAUGUGGACAUUACAGACGUCAACGGCACGGCGUUAAAUUCCAACCUGGUUCCUUCUCCAUCCAUAAUAUUUUCACCUGCAGCAGGGGAGGAGGAGUUUGCUGAUGACUGGACAAUCGUGAGAAAAGACGUUACUCGUUUGUCCCCGGAAGAAACUACCGCUCUCCGUGUCGCUCUCCAAGCUGUGAAGGAUGAUUCCUCGGUCGGUGGAUUUCAAACGAUUGCUGGAUAUCACGGGAUUCCCACCCUUUGUCCCACCCCAGAUGCAGCUUCCAAGUUUUCAUGCUGUGUACACGGUAUGGCAACGUUCGCACAUUGGCAUCGACUGUACACUGUUCAGUUUGAGCAGGCAUUGAGAAAACAAGGGUUCACCGGAGCUCUGCCGUACUGGGACUGGUCCAAACCUAUUUCAAGCUUACCAGCUUUGGCAACGGAUGAUACUUUUAAAGAUCCUACUACUGGAGAGGAUAAACCUAACCCUUGGCUUAGCGCUACAAUAGCAGCUGCAGGUGACGUCGCCACUGAACGUGCUCCAAGAGAUGAACUCUUCGUCCAACCCGGUUUUGGACAAUUCACAAACCUGGGAAAGCAGUUGCUCUACGCCUUUGAACAAGAAGACUUUUGUGAUUUCUCCGUCCAGUUCGAGAUAACCCACAACGCUAUUCAUGCACUCGUUGGCGGGAAUAAACCCUUUUCCAUGGCAUCACUUAGGUACACCACAUUCGAUCCAAUAUUCUUCCUGCAUCAUUCCAGUGUGGACAGGUACUGGGCAAUUUGGCAAGCCUUGCAAAAAUUCCGCGGUAAACCCUACAAUAAGGCUAAUUGUGCCUUGGAACAGAUGAGAGGUUCCCUGAUGCCAUUUAACCUUGGCGCAGAUGUCAACCCGAAUGACUUGACUCGAGAUAAUUCAGCACCCUUCCGUGUGUUUGACUACGAAAACGUGUUCGGAUACAAUUACGAUAACCUAGAGUUCAAUGGUCUGUCCAUCUCGGACCUCUCGCAUGAAAUAGAAAAUCAAAAGUCACACGACAGGGUCUUCGCCCAAUUUAUGCUACAUGGGAUCGAAAAGUCUGCCCUGCUGAAGUUCUACAUCUGCUUGUCGGCGGAAGACUGUGACCACUUCGCCGGGGAGUUUUACAUCCUGGGAGACGUGGCUGAGAUGCCGUGGAUAUAUGACAGAGCAUACAAAUAUGAAAUCACCUCACAGCUGAAGGCCCUGAACCUGCGUUUCGGUGACUCUUUCUCCAUACGGAGCGUUAUCUUGGAUCUCAACGGGAACGAAAUUCCACCCGAUACAUUCCCAUCAGCAACAGUCGACUUCGUGCCGGCACAAGGGACGUACGGUACAGAGGCGGAAUGGGUUGAGCCUAUAACUGAUGCAAGCAGAAUCCGUAAAGAUCUAGCUACGUUGACAGUUGGAGAGACAGAAAGCUUGCGCAAUGCUUUCCUGCGACUUCAAAAAGACAAGAAUCGAGGGUACGAAUACAUAGCAGGAUUCCACGGCCUCCCAACAAAGUGCCCCUCACCAGAUAAUCCAAAGUAUGCAUGUUGCUUGCAUGGGAUGCCUGUAUUCCCACAUUGGCACAGACUUUAUGUUCUUCAGGUUGAAAACGCUCUUCUCGCAAUUGGUUCCUCCAUUGCUGUUCCCUACUGGGAUUGGACGAAAAGGAUUGAUAGGCUGCCACCUCUGGUUAGCGACUCCACUUUCUACAAUUCGAGGACCCUUCGUCUGGACCCAAAUCCAUUCUUCAGGGGUGAAAUUAGCUUCGAAAACGCAGUUACAACCAGGGAUCCUCAGCCAGAGCUGUAUAACAACGAUUACUUCUACAAUCAAGUCUUAUUGGCUUUUGAGGAAGACGAUUUCUGCAAUUUUGAGGUUCAGUUUGAAAUUGCUCACAACGCUCUCCAUGCCUGGAUUGGUGGUCGAGAUCCGUACUCAAUGUCCACUUUGGAUUACACGGCAUAUGACCCUAUUUUCUUCCUACAUCAUACCAACGUGGAUAGACUGUGGGCAAUCUGGCAAGAAUUACAGAGGUACAGAAAGAAACCAUCCAAUACCGCUUUCUGCGCACUUCCGUAUAUGCAGACGCCUAUAAAGCCAUUCAGUUUUGACAGGUCAAUCAAUUAUGACUGGAUGACCCGUGUGUACAGUCGACCAAGUGAGGCCUUUGAUUACCAGAACAACUUCGGAUACAAAUAUGACACCCUCGAAUUUAAUGGCAUGAGCAUCCCAAAGCUUCAGAGUCUGCUUGAAGUUCGAAAAUCCCAGGAUAGAGUCUUCGCCGGAUUCCUGCUCAGUGGAAUUCAAACAUCUGCAAACGUCAGAAUUUUCAUAUGUUUACCAAGAACUGGGUAUACAGACUGCAGUAAUUACGCAGGCAUCUUCUCGGUUCUAGGCGGAGAAACGGAAAUGCCUUGGUCUUUUGACAGACUCUACAAAUAUGACAUCACCCCGGCUCUUUCCGACCUUGGCCUCACCGCCGAUAGUAACUUUGAUGUCUCCAUUGAAAUUAUCGCCCGAAAUGGAUCCAGCCUUUCCCCCGAUCUGUUCCCUCGACCGACAAUCGUAUAUGUGCCAGGCACAGGACACGAGAUGCAGUCCGAUAGCCAGCACGAUAGCCGAGAACUUGAAAGGAAAAACAUCAACUCACUCUCACCAGGGGAUAUCUCCUCCCUGAUGACCGCGUUCAGGUCGAUGAUGGCCGACACCUCAGCAGAUGGUUACCAAGCCAUAGCCUCUUUCCACGCGAUCCCAGCCUUAUGUCCUAAUCCCACGGCUGCCCAAAGGUAUGCUUGCUGUGUCCACGGUAUGGCAACUUUCCCUCAGUGGCACAGAAUAUAUGUUGUGCAAGUUGAAGAUGCACUGAGGCGCCAAGGCUCCACUGUUGGCCUACCGUAUUGGGACUGGCUAGAACCAUUUACUGCUCUUCCUAGUAUUUUCACAGACGACGAGUUCACAGACUCUGUUAGCCUGAAGACAUUCAAGAACCCACUGAAGAACGUCCAUAUCGCUUUUGAAGACACACAUGUUGAAAGAGAUGUUAUCGCCGAGAAACUGUACGAGCAGCCAAAGAAUGGCAAACAAACAUGGAUUUACGAGCAAGUUAUGUUGGCUUUGGAGCAGACAAACUACUGUGACUUUGAAGUGCAGUUUGAAAUUGCUCACAAUUCCAUUCACGCCUGGGUUGGUGGCUCUAAAAAACACUCGCUUGGGCAUCUCCAUUAUGCUUCAUACGAUCCAAUAUUCUUUUUCCAUCAUUCAAACGUAGAUAGGCUCUGGGCUAUAUGGCAAGAGUUACAGAGAUACCGGGGUUUAGGAGGUUCAGACGCCAACUGUGCUCUUGAACUGAUGCGGGUACCUUUGAAGCCAUUCAGUUUUGGAGAACCUUGGAAUCUCAACCCUCUAACCAAGAAAUACUCCAAACCCGCCGAUACAUUUGACUACAAGAACCAUUUCCAUUAUCAUUAUGAGCAUUUAGAAGUUGGCGGAUUAAAUGUACCAAAGCUGGACAGAUACCUGAGAGAAAGACAGGAACACGACAGGGUAUUCGCAGGUUUCCUAUUGCAUGGCUUUGGCAGUUCAGGUACAGUAAAGUUUAACGUGUGUGAUCCCAAUGGCAAAUGCACAGAAGGCGGUUCCUUCCACGUCUUAGGUGGGUCCAUGGAAAUGCCGUGGGCUUUUGACCGUCAGUAUCGGUAUGACAUCACAUCGGCCGUGGAAGCUCUGGGUGCAAGAAAGGAUGACGCCUUGUCAAUCUCUGUCAGUAUCGUGGCUACAAAUGGAACAGAAGUACCAUCUAGCAUCCUAAAAACUCCCAACGUAUUCUUCGUACCAGGAAAAGACACUGUAAGGAAUGCUCAGACACCCCCAAAUCGAGUUAGGCAGAAUAUUAACAACGUAAAUGAACGUGAUAUACAGAGUAUUAUGGCGGCCCUCGCUGAGUUGAAGGAAGAUGAGUCUGCCGACGGCUUUGCUGCCAUAGCUGCCUUCCAUGGUUCACCGGCUAAGUGUGUGAGAGAUUCGGGCGAACCUGUAGCUUGCUGUGUUCACGGUAUGGCAGCUUUCCCUCACUGGCAUAGACUUUACACCGUGCAAUUCGAGGAUGCUCUCCGCAGACACGGUUCCAGUGUCGCCUUGCCAUACUGGGAUUGGACAGUAGAUGCCAGUCUCCCAAAGCUUGCUACCAGAGCCGAUUAUUACGACGCGUGGACGGAUACAGUUGUGGAAAACCCAUUUCUGAGAGGUCGCAUCGAGCACGAAGACACAUACACGGCCAGAAACGUACAGCCAGAGCUUACAGAAGUUGGUCCAGACGGCAAAAAUGCUUUGUACGAGAGCAUGUUAUUAGCGUUUGAGCAGGAAGACUACUGCGAUUUUGAAGUUCAGUUUGAAGUCAGUCAUAAUGCAAUCCAUUACUUGGUCGGCGGUCGACAUGAGUAUGCUCUUUCAUCUUUGUCCUAUACAUCGUACGACCCAAUCUUCUUCCUUCAUCACUCCCAAGUAGAUAGAUUGUGGGCCAUUUGGCAAGCCUUACAGAAGCAUAGGAAACGGCCAUACCUCAAAGCUUACUGCGCUGCUGCACAGAUGACUAUGCCGAUGAAACCGUUUAAAUUUAACGAGACGUUCAACAUGAACUCCGUGACACGCUCUCACGCCAGGCCCGAUAGCGUCUUCAACUAUGAAAACCUGGGCUAUACCUACGAUGAUUUGAAAUUUGAUGGACACAGUAUUGAAGAGUUAUCUGAAAUAGUUGAAAGACAAACGCAGAGCGAUCGAGUGUUUGCCAACUUCCUCCUCCAUGGUAUUGGUACAUCCGCUGAUGUAAAAUUUUCCGUUUGUAAGACGGACAACACAUGUGAGCGUGCUGGACUUUUCUUCAUUCUAGGCAGCGAUCUUGAGAUGCCUUGGGCCUUCGACAGAACCUUUAAAUACGACAUCACCAAAGCACUGCAGAAACUAGGCGUGAGUUUGUCCGAUGACCUAUACCACUUGAAGGUAACCAUUGUGGCUGUGAACGGAACAACUCUGUCCAACGAUGUUAUCCCGGCGCCCACCUUGACUUUCGUUCCAGCUUCCCGUUCUGGAAGACAGGCAGAAGCCGAUCAUGCAGCUGCCCCAGGUAUUAGGAAGAAUGUGAAGGACCUGUCUUCUUCAGAAAUGGAAAACCUCCGAGAAGCUAUGCGACAAGUACAGCAGGACCCUUCUUCACGCGGUUACCAAGCCAUUGCAGCAUACCAUGGUCUGCCCGCCAAAUGUAAGAACGGCAAUGGCCAAAAAAUGGCUUGCUGUCUCCAUGGAAUGGCUAAUUUCCCUCACUGGCAUCGACUGUACACUAAGCAAAUGGAAGAUGCUCUGGCGGAGAAGGGAGCCCGACUGGGAAUGCCGUAUUGGGACUGGACAAUGCCAUUCACAAGCUUACCCCACCUCGUCACCGAAACUGAGAACAACCCCUUCAACAAAGUGAAAAUAGUGUUCAAGAAUAAGUAUACCACCAGAGACCCUGUCCCCAACCUCUUUAGGGACCCUGAGUACGGAGAAAAAUCCUUCUUCUAUCGCCAAGUCCUCUUUGCCUUAGAGCAGACAGAUUACUGUGACUUUGAAAUUCAGUUCGAAGUAAGCCACAACGCUAUUCACUCUUGGGUGGGAGGUUCUUCCCCAUACUCCAUGUCAACUCUUCACUACACGUCAUACGACCCACUUUUCUUCCUCCAUCACUCCAACACGGACAGGAUCUGGGCUAUCUGGCAGGCCCUUCAGAAAUACCGUGGUCUCCCGUACAAAUACGCUAACUGUGCCAUACCUCUACUCAGAAAACCCAUGAGACCAUUCAGUGAUGACGACAACUGGAAUGCAAUUACCAGAACAAACUCUAGACCCAUCGACGUAUUUGACUAUCAGCGAUUGGGCUACCAGUACGACCAUCUGAGGUUCGACGGUUUAGACAUACCACAGCUGGAGGUUCUACUGAACGAAAACAGACAGAAAGACAGAGUCUUUGCCGGCUUCCUUCUCAGCGGUUUCCAGGCAUCUGCCGAUGUAAGGUUUGAUGUGUGUCUGGCGAGCGGGGAAUGCAAAUUUGCGGGUACUUUUGCUGUGCUCGGUGGAACAAAAGAAAUGCCCUGGGCAUUUGAUAGAUUGUUCAAAUACGAAAUUACAGAGGCUCUAUCAGCUCUACGCGCAGACCAUCACAGUGUCUUCACGGUUGAGACAACGAUUAUUGCUACCAACAAAACUAAACUUGCAAGUAAUCUGAUCCCACGACCGACUGUCAUCUAUGAACCCGGAAAAGCCUCUACUUCAACAAAACGCGUGACCCAACCCAAGAGGACUGCACUUCUUAGGAAGGGACUCAACACCCUUACAUUAGAUGAGGCGAAAAAUCUGCGGGAAGCUAUGUUCAAAAUGAUGAACGACGAAGGUCCGAAUGGAUUUGAGGCCAUUGCAACAUUCCACGGGGCCCCAGGCAAGUGCCCAGAGGGCGCAACAGAGAACACGUUUUCCUGUUGUAUUCACGGAAUGCCAAUGUUCCCACACUGGCACAGACUGUUCGUUCUACAAGCUGAGAAGUCAUUACAGGAUCACGGGGCUACUGUAGGUAUACCUUACUGGGACUGGACACGGUCGAUGAAGGCUUUACCAAACUUUGUUAGUCAGGCAGAGAACAAUCCUUGGCAUCGUGGAUACAUUCGUUUUGAGGGUAAAUACACCACUCGAACUGUUGAUCCACGCCUGUUUGAUCCACCACAAGUGUCUGGGCGAAACUUCCUUCAUCAUAAUGUACUCCUGUCUCUGGAAGAGGAUGACUACUGUGAUUUUGAGGUGCAGUUCGAAAUCUUCCACAACACGAUCCACGCCUGGGUGGGAGGAGCCGAUCCACGCUCCUUGUCCACCCUGGAGUACUCAGCCUUCGAUCCCCUCUUCCUCAUACAUCAUUCUAACAUGGACAGGCUCUGGAUCAUCUGGCAGGAAUUACAAAAACUGCGAGGAAAGCCAUACAACUCAGCACCGUGCGCUGGAAGAAAGAUGUCCCUUCCUAUGCAACCAUUCCAUUUCGAUAGCCUGAAUCACAACACCCUGACCAAAGAGAACAGCAGGGCCAUCAAUGCUUUCGACCACCAUGCUUUCGGCUAUGAAUAUGAUAGCCUUGAUCUCAACGACCUUGGCGUUAAUCAGCUUCUUGCAUAUAUCAAGGAAAUUAAGCAACACGAUCGCUUUUUCGUCGGCUUCAAUACCCACGGAUUUUCCGCGUCUGCCAACGUUGACUUCUUCAUCUGCCGAAGAAACGACAACGAAUGUAACAACUAUGCUGGCUCGUUCUCCGUACUUGGCGGACCUACAGAAAUGCCCUGGGCCUUCGAAAGACCAUUCAAAUACGAAGUCACAGAACUGUUCAACAAGCUUGGCUACAAAUACACUGACGACAUCAAAGUCAGAACAGAGGUCAAGGCAACAAAUGGCAGUGCCCUAAACAUCGAGUUUCCUCUGCCUGUUAUUGUAUACCGUCCGCCUAUAUCUGAAAAUGACGUAUAUGUAAUAUCCAUCGGGCAAGGCAGAACACCGGCCCACAAGAUCGUGGCCAAGAGGGGAACAAGGUUCAUCGUCAAUCCAUUUGACGCAGAGUCUGAAGGAAAGCGCUACAUCAUGGAUCUAAGCAGCUACACUCCAUUCUACAGAUGUGAUGUCCCUGAGUUCGGUUUCCAAAAGUACAACUUCAACCAGGAAUAUACUUUGGCUCCCGGAACAUACUAUUUCACUACGGCCGAUUCCGAAACAUGCAAGCAAGGGGCUAAAUUCAUCUUGGAAAUUGCUGAAUAAUACCUGAGUUAGAACUGAUGGAUUUGCUCAAGAUGUGCUACUGUUUGACAGAAGUAGGGGAAUGAAUGACUGAUCCAAAAAAAAAGAUACAGAGGGAUGGUUCACAAAUCUCAACGUGUCUUCGUCUAGAUGUACAGCGUGUAAAUCAUCCACAAUAGUAUCCGGUGGUGAAACACAAACUUUGGCCUCAGGUGUAAACAUUCCAGAAUUUUAUUACACUAUUUUGAACAGUAUUGAUUUCCAAUUUUAAAAUGUUUACAAAGUUGUCGCUCACCUCUUAAAAGCUGUGCCGGAAACCAGUUAUUUCAGUUUCCACGAUGUUCUCGGUUUAAUAAAAUAAUUUAACAUA